Hippocampus zosterae (dwarf seahorse) is the source of this 3797-nucleotide messenger RNA. RefSeq names its product CAS1 domain containing 1 (gene casd1). The record is from RefSeq and is a predicted model, not a curated record. The transcript is spliced from 18 exons. NCBI's taxonomy places the organism in Eukaryota, Metazoa, Chordata, Actinopteri, Syngnathiformes, Syngnathidae. Gene Ontology annotation, molecular function: N-acetylneuraminate 9-O-acetyltransferase activity. The coding region runs from base 113 to 2587 and encodes 824 amino acids. Gene Ontology annotation, cellular component: Golgi membrane.
UUGCUUCCAGCACAUCCCUAGUUCGUCUCGAAUAUGAGCGCAAAUGUGAGCAAAAACGUUGGUUAGUUUUGCAAUAUACUAGGCAGUGACUCUUUCAAAUUAGCAGUCAGGUAUGGAAGGGGGAGGAGAAAACGACGAGGAGGAGGAGGUUCGGAGACUCUCCCGUGGAGAGUUCACAGCUGCUUGUUGUCAUGGAGGAGCGAAGAUGGCGGUCCUGGUCUUGGGCAAGCGUGAAAUAAACCAACAUUUCACCAUUAGGAAUGCCAAGUUGAUAUCGCUCGUGCUCGUUGUUUUACUCGUCAUAUUCCACACGGCCUCGCGCUAUUUUGGAGGCCGAGAUUCAUGCGAAUGGCUGCUGUCCAGCGGACGGUACUUGGGGGAGAAUGUUUGGCAGCCUUACGGCUGCAUGAUGCACAAGUACAAAAGCAUUGAAGCCAAAACCUGCCUUUCGAAAAAGCGAGUGGCCUUCCUUGGAGAUUCCCGAAUCCGACAGCUGUUUUACUCCUUCAUCAAAAUUAUUGAGCCUGACCGACGAGAAGAUGGGAAGAAGCACGCGGACAUCGCCUUCCAAGAAAAGAGUUCCUCUCUUUAUGUGGACUUCCUCUGGCAUCCAGAGGCGAACAACUCGAUGACGCAGCGUUUGGCCUCGUGGACACGCGAAGGCUCAGCGAGGCCCGAUGUCGUCAUCCUCGGUGCCGCAACGUGGUCCAUCAAACUGCACGGUGGCAGCAGUGAGACUCUGAAGCAGUACCGAGUCAACGUGAGCGCCAUGGCCGUGUACCUGGAGAGGCUGGCCCAGCACGGAGAGGUCUACUGGGUCCUACAAGAACCGGUCAACGAGGAGCUGCUGAGAAAGGACCGGAAGGUGAUCACCAAUCAGCAGUUGGAGCUCUACAACAAAGCGGCGGUGGAUGCGAUUGACGCCGCCAAGCGGAACAACAGGUCGUCGGUGAAGCGACUGGCCGCCUCACGCAAGGCGGCGCUGGAGACCAUCGGCCAAUCGGACGACGGGCUGCACAUACCCGAAGGUGCCAGAGAUAUUGGGGCCAUGGUGCUGAUGAACGCCUUGUGCAACAAGCUCCACAGACCCAUCGACGGCUCCUGCUGCCAGACGGCGCCGUCGCCCACCCUCCUGCAGAAACUGGCCCUGUGCUUCUUCGUGGCCUCGGCCCUCGUCCUCCUGGGCUUUCACGUCCUCGGUAACAACCGCCGCCACCACCACCGGCCCGUGCCGCCGGACGUCGAGAGUCUGGAAGAAAAGAAGCCGGCGAGCGCCGUGGCCCCGCCGGGAGCCGCGGCGCUUUUCCAGGCCGUGUGCAAAAUGGGCAUCAUCAUGGCCUACUUUUAUCUUUGCGAUCGGGCCGACUUGUUCAUGAAGGAGCACAAGUUCUACACCCACUUGACCUUCUUCAUCCCCCUCAUCUACAUAUUUGUACUGGGGGUGUUCUACAGUGACAACAGCAAAGAGACCCGAUUACUGAAUCGAGAGCAAACCGAUGAGUGGAAGGGCUGGAUGCAGCUGGUCAUCCUGAUCUAUCACAUCUCUGGAGCCAGCGCGUUCAUUCCCGUGUACAUGCACGUGCGGGUGCUGGUGGCCGCGUACCUUUUCCAGACCGGCUAUGGGCACUUUUCUUUUUUUUGGCUCAAAGGAGAUUUUGGACUGUAUAGAGUAUGUCAGGUGCUUUUUCGUCUGAACUUCCUGGUGUUAGUCUUGUGUGUGGUGAUGGACAGGCCCUACCAGUUCUAUUACUUUGUCCCACUAGUCACCUUUUGGUUCGCCGUCAUCUAUGGCAUGAUGGCCAUGUGGCCUCAAAUCCCGCAGAAGAUGGCCAACGUCAGCGGCAUGUGGCAUCUCGGCGUCCUCGUCAAGCUUCUGGUCCUUCUGUUGUUCAUCUGCGUCUUGGCGUACUCAGAGGAUUUCUUUCACGCCGUCUUCUCCUUUUGGCCCUUCUCCAAGCUCUUUGAAGUGAACGGAAGCGUCUACGAGUGGGGCUUCAGAUGGAAGCUGGACAGAUUUGCGGUGAUCCACGGCAUGCUGUUCGCCUUCGUCUACCUGGUGCUGCAGAAGCGGCAGGUGCUGUGCGAAGGCAAAGGAGAAGCUCUCUUCUCUGCCUGGAUCUCCAGCCCGCUCUUCUUUCUCGCCAUCGUCACCUUUGUCACAUAUUCCGUGUGGGCCAGCGGGUGCAAAAACAAAUCGGAGUGUAACGAGAUGCAUCCUUACAUCUCUGUAGUGCAGAUCUUGGCCUUCAUCCUAAUCCGGAACAUUCCCGGCUACGCCCGCUCCAUCUAUAGCUCCUUCUUUGCCUGGUUUGGAAAGAUCUCCUUGGAGCUGUUCAUCUGUCAGUAUCACAUCUGGCUGGCGGCGGACACCAAGGGCAUCUUGAUCCUGAUCCCCGGCAGCCCAUCGCUCAACAUCCUGGUCAGCACGUUCAUCUUCGUGUGCGUCGCCCACGAGAUUUCAGUCAUCACGAACGACUUAGCCCAGGUGGUCAUCCCCAAGGACACGGCGGCGCUCCUCAAGAGGGUGGGGGGUUUCCUGAUCCUGGCAACGCUCACCCUUUUCAUUGCCCAAGACCGUCAAACUUGAGCCUGGUGAGGUGUGUCGUUCACCGAACACCUUUUUUUUUUUUUACUGCUGAGAUAGUCGCACACUGAAGAACAAUGCCCAUCUACCCUCACUCCCUCCCUGAACCCCCCCCCCCCCCCCACCCCCUACCACCUUUCACAGUAAGUAAAACGAAAACUUUAAAAAUUUGACAUUGCAAAAAGGGAGGGAUGGUACAUUUAUUAAGAAGAACAACAACAACGAAAGGUCCAUUUUCUUGAGAACUUCUCAUUCAGGACUGAAGCGGCCUCUCAACUCUCCGUCCACAUUGACUGAACUAGAAAAAGAAAAAAAAAACAAACGCGAGCCGUCUGCUUCCUAUUUUCAUCAUUGUGUUGUACAGGACUGGAAUUGAAAGAUGGACGAACAAGUCGCUCUUCUGAUCAAAACUCAGACUACCCCCCCUCCCCCCUAUGUACAGUAUUUAAUUAUUUAAAAUGAAGCGUAUAUUUUAUACUCGGUACUUUUUGCGCACCCGCGAAGUGAAGAAAGUCGUCGAUUCGAUCGAUGACACAUUUUUGACUUUUUUGGUUUGUUUAUAAUCUGCCUCUUCGAGCUGUGGUGAAACAUGCACUGGUUGGCCAGCACGACAACUAACUAACGAACUCCCAUUCGACAUGCAGCUUUUUCCCCACCGACUCCAUACACGUGAGUAGCCACCAACACGAACUGACUGGGUGAAAAAGGCUACUCGAUGAUAUUUUAUAUUUGGGUGUUUUAUUUUUGUGGCCUGCCCUCUCCUACGCAGGAUUUAGCACUUUUAUUUAAUGACACUCGUUGCUGACAAUGAGUCCACGUGCAGCUAAUUGUCUGCACUGAAGCAGGUUUGUAUCGAGAAAAUCACCAGAUAAACUUUUGAUCUACGGGCGUUACUGCAAAUGAGUUGCAUUUAGUGUUUGGACUGAGAAGGCGCAAUGCGAGUGUCAGUCGCCGCAUUCCUCUCCAAAAAUUGUUGAGCCUUGAUGUCAUUUAAGAUUUGAAACCAGCGGUUUCCGAAUUGUGGUACUUUGGCACUCUGGCCUUAAUUGUUCCAUUUUGGUAGUGUAAAAGCAACAAGUAUUUAUACUUUUUGUUACACAUUUUUUGUGAUGUCUUAAAAUGUGAAAUGUAUCCAUAUUUAUAAAUGCCUUCACUAUGAUGUACAUCAUGAUCACCUCAUAAAAUGUGCAGUUUUGGCUCCCGUUGUCUGAAA